UUCUGCUGCGCGCGAGUCGGGCACACCGAUCCGUCCCGCCCAUGUCGAAUCUGUGACGACGCCGAGCACAAUAUGGUCGAGCGGAGAAUGCGCUGUGGAAGUCGGACGUGCAAGCUGUACGAACGCUGUAAGUUUGUCUGGAAGUUGUGGUUGUGUGAGGACUCGAAACGGUACCAAGUGUACCACAAUAGCAUUGACCACGUGCGGCCCGCGGCGGUGGAUUACGAAAGCCCACACAAAGCUGUGAUAACCGCGCAAAUGAAGAAGUUCAUAUUGCAACAAGAUGAGUGUGCCGUCCCACCACAGCUAAUCCUGAGCAGCAUGCGUCGUUCGACAGAUAUUGUUCAACCUACGCGCGGAUACCCUUCCCUGUCACAAGUCUCCAAUUGUGCCAAAUAUUUGCGCCGUCUUCAAGGAACCAAACAUUCUAAAUUCGCUGUUCGCCACCUCAUU
Messenger RNA from Phytophthora sojae, 453 nucleotides. RefSeq lists its product as hypothetical. The transcript has a single exon. Lineage: Eukaryota; Oomycota; Peronosporomycetes; Peronosporales; Peronosporaceae. The record is from RefSeq and is a predicted model, not a curated record. The annotation marks the transcript as partial.